Salarias fasciatus (jewelled blenny) is the source of this 2025-nucleotide messenger RNA. RefSeq names its product cytochrome b-c1 complex subunit 2, mitochondrial-like. Gene Ontology annotation, molecular function: metal ion binding. Gene Ontology annotation, cellular component: mitochondrion. Lineage: Eukaryota; Metazoa; Chordata; Actinopteri; Blenniiformes; Blenniidae. The record is from RefSeq and is a predicted model, not a curated record.
AUUGCAUGCUGGGUAAGACGUCAUCCAGCCGCCAUAGCUGUCUUUCGGUGCCGGCUGAAGGAGAGAGUCAGGAAUCAUGAGAGGAAUCCGGCCUCUGAACAAUAUCUCCAAACGCUGCUAUGCCGCUGCCAGAAGGAUCGACGCGCUGACUGAGCCCCUCGGUGGCCUUAAACCUGCCACAGCUGCACCUCUAACCCCCCAAAAUGUUCAGGUGUCCAAGCUCCCAAACGGUUGUAUCGCGUCGCUGGAGAAACUCCCGCUGUCGAGUGUCGGCGUGUUCGUGAAAGCCGGCAGUCGCUAUGAGACGAUGGAAAACCAGGGUGUCACCCAUGUGUUGCGACUGGCAGCAAACCUGACAACAAAGGGUGCAUCUGCCUUCAAGCUCUGUCGCAGUCUGGAAGCAGUCGGAGGCAGCCUGAGUGUGACUUCAUCAAGAGAGGCCAUGGUCUACAGCGCAGACUGCUUGAGGAAAGACAUAGAUUCAUUACUGGAGUUUCUGGUCAGUGUGACCACAACUCAGGAGUUCCGGCCGUGGGAGGUACACGAGCUGACGACCAGAGUGAAGAUCGACAAGGCCCUGGCUGAGCAGUGUCCGCAGAUAUCUGUUGUCGAGACAUUGCAUGCAGCAGCAUACAAAAGCGGCCUGUCCAACUCUCUAUACUGCCCUGACUACAUGGUUGGCCGCGUUUCCUCUGAGCAGCUGCAUUCAUUUGUUGAGGACACUUUCACCAGCAGCAGAAUGGCUCUCGUCGGCCUCGGUGUAAAACACUCCGUCCUGAGGCAAGUGGGCGAGGGGCUCCUGAGCGCUCGCAGCGGGUCCGGAGCGCCCGUGGCUCAGUCCCUGUACCGGGGAGGCGAGCUGCGGCUGCACAACAACGACGACCUGGUGCACGCCCUGAUCGCCAGCGAGGGCGGCGUGAUGGGCACCGCCGAGGCGAAUGCCUUCACGGUGCUGCAAAGGAUUCUGGGAGCAGGCCCUCAUGUGAAGAGAGGCUCCGGCCUCUCCAGCAAACUCAACCAGGGUAUCGCCAAAGCUACUGCGAAGCCGUUUGAUGCCACUGCCUUCAAUGCCUCGUACUCUGACUCCGGCCUGUUCGGCGUCUAUACCAUCGCACAAGCCGACUCUGCAGGAGAGGUGAUCAACGCCGCCGUUGCUCAGGUGAGAGGUGUGGCAGAGGGCGGGCUCUCAGAGGCUGACGUCCUCAACGCAAAGAACCAAGUGAAGGCGGAGUACCUGAUGUCUUUGGAGACGUCUGAAGGCCUGCUGGAGGAGCUGGGCAGUCAGGCUCUGGCCACUGCAGCGUACCAGGCCCCCGAAACCGUCCUCCAGGCCAUAGACGCCGUCACCCAGGGCGACGUGGUCAAUGCUGCGAAAAAGUUUGUGGCUGGCAAGAAGACCAUGGCAUCGACCGGACAUCUCACCAAUACGCCGUUUGUGGACGAAGUAUGAACACGUUUAAGAACAGCUAUUUUACCUCUCCCGUGCGGCGCCUGGCAGUUUUAAACAGGAGGAAGAAGAAAAGCGGACCUCAGAGCCACGGCCUCCUGCAGCUUCUCAUCACAAGUCACCAAUCAUCUGUAAUCUGUCCUGCAGUUUGUGGAAACAACACAGUGCAGCCAGUCUUGUUCGGUUUUUGACAGCUCCACUGUAUUGUAUAUCUAUGUAAAUUAAAAUAAGAGUAAAACAGCUUGUUGUCGCUUGAGUUUUGCAUUUCACAAAGACCUCAGUGUGAAGUGUGUCGUGAUGGUUAAAUGCACAUAGAAGUGGUUUUUGAAGAAAUGAAGUCCAUACCAACAUUGUUGGUUUAUUUCAGCCGGUGUGUUUUUAACGCCAACAAGUAUUGUAUCGUCCUUCAGCCAGUGGGGGGACCCAAAACCACAAGAAUCAACUCGAUGAGACAGAAAACUGCUCUCCAUCCUGAUUAUAUCAUAUUUGUGCUGCCAGUACACUGAACAGUUGUUGAUGAUUUACUGAAAACCAGCAACAUGUACAUAAAGAAUCAAAUAAAAAAUACCCCGUAUGUG